AAUCUCAAGUCUUAAGAAGAAGGAAAAGUGUCUUAGGUUUUGAGUUUGUCGGGUUUGGGUUUUUUUAGCAUGUGUGAAAUCAGAAAUUUGCAUUCCAGUGUAGCCCAAACAAACCACACCAAGACCCACGAAGGUCUUAGUCCAGUUCCAAACAAACUCUCCAGUCGCGAUCUUACCCAACUAUCAAAAUAUACACCUCAUAUUUGAGCAAAACAGCUGUUCGGGUGCAGUUUAACUGAUAUAUUACACAGAUAACGCUAAUUACCACAGCUAUGAAUAAACGCUGAAUCUGCUGCUGCUCCAUUCUAAGUUGUUAACACACUGAACGUGGUAUUGCUUAUAGAUUCCAAAGUCCACACCUGCUUUAUAGCCACACCUAUCUGAUAACUUUUUUACAGCCCCCACAUGAAAAACACUUGACUGCUCUGCUGACAGCUGGAUAAGCUACUGGCCAGUCUUGUUUUCAAGGUAAAGUAAUAUAUGGUCACACUUGCAAGAAGUGUGUGUGCUACGAGGAACAACGUUAGUUAAACCUUAGGGCAUUUUCUUAUUUUUUCAUUCUGACACAAUGGCCAGUCAAAAUGCAGACAUAAAUGAAGCGAUUCUGGCAUCUGGAGAAUCCACUUUAGAAAGAGCAACUGCAAGGGCACAGGAGCAAACAAAUGAACUGUUCAAUAUCUCACUUAACAUCGCUGUAACUGGAGAAACAGGAUCAGGAAAGUCAACUUUUAUCAAUGCGAUCAGAGGUCUGAGUGAUGAUGAUGAAGGUGCUGCUGAAACUGGAGUUACUGAAACCACUAAAGAACCAACUCCUUACAAACAUCCCACAAUGCCAAGAGUGGUACUUUGGGACCUGCCAGGAAUUGGAAGUGCAAAUUUUAAGGCAAAAACAUACCUUAAAGAUGUGAAGAUUGACAAUUAUGAUUUCUUCAUCAUCAUCUCAUCAGAGAGAUUCAGAGAGAAUGAUAAAAUGCUGGCUAAAGAGAUCCAGAAAAGAAAAAAGCUGUUUUACUUCAUCAGAUCAAAGAUCGACAACGACAUCCGAGCAGAAGAAGGAAGAAGAAACUUCAACAGAGAAGAAACACUUUCAAAAAUCAGAAGAUACUGUGAGGAGAAUCUCAAAGAAAUUCAAAAUGCCAGAGUUUUCCUCAUAUCCUCCAAGAAUCUGUCUGAAUAUGAUUUUGAGGCACUGGUCUUCACACUGAUGUCAGAUCUUCCAGAACAGAAACAGAAGGCUCUACUACAGUCUGUACCGGUCAGCUCUCUGGCGAUCCUGGAGAAAAAAGUGAAAAUGUUUGAGAAAGCAGCCUGGGCUGCAGCCUUUCUCUCUGGUGGGAUCGCGGUGGUCCCAGUACCCGGUCUAUCACUGGCAUGUGAUGCCAGUAUUUUAGUGACUUUCUUCACGAGCUGCUACCACUCCUUCGGUCUUGAUGAUAAAUCACUUGAUCGACUCGCAGAGCGAGUAAACAAACCCCAUCUGAAAUCUCUGAUAAAGUCACCUCUUGUUCUGGGUCUGGCUUCAGAUUCAGCCAUGAGACUGCAGAUGUCUGCUUUAGCUGGACAAUCAGUGGUGGAGUAUCUGUGUAGUUUAGUGCCUGGUGUAGGCAGUGCAGCAGCAUCACUGAUGUCUUUUGGUUUCACAUAUUACCUUCUACAAAAGGGACUGAAAGAGCUGGCAGACACGACUCGAGCUGUGCUGAGAGAGGCUGGAUUACAGUGAGGAGAAUGCAGUACGGAUUACAAGGACACUUUCCUUCGUGGAGUGUCAAGUUUGUGUCCCUGUAUCAAAGACGCCACUAUUUGAGUAUAAGGUUGUAAAUGUAGGCAAUGACAAGAAAGGGUUAAACAUGGGCCUCAGCUGUGUUUUACACUGCACAUAGGGCCUUUGAUGGCUUGUGACCAUCCAUCUUCCUCUUGAUUACAUUCCGGGGGUUUUCAAUUGAGUUCAGGACUGCGGAUUUACCAUUAACUUAUUAGACUGUCAGUCAGCAGCUGUAUCAAGUGACCUACAAAAAGAAUGGCAAAUGGCAGCUGAGGUGAAGUGCAAGGAAAGAAACAGGAUCCUACAACAGCAUUCAAUUUAUGUAAAACUAAACAAAAAAUAAUUUCAUUAGUGAGAAGCAAAAAAGAGCCAUUCUGGAGUUUACGAAAGACCACAAAGAUUGGACCUCACUGGAGGACUAGAGUAAAAUCAUCUUCUCUAAUGAGUCAAAUUUUCAGCUUUGCCCAACACCUCAUAAAAAAAGCAUACAAGCCACAGUGUCUUGCACCAACUGUUAAAUUGGAUGGAGAAUCGGUGCAGAUUUGUCUGUGUGAAGGAUGCAUGAAUCAAGCAACAUACAAGGUAAUCAGAACUUGAUUCCUUCUGCUCUGGCAAUGUAAUGUUCCCCAACUCUGAGGACACAGCUAGGUCAAUCAAAGUGUGGAUGAAGGACCACAGUGGAUCUCCAGAUCUGAACCCCUUUGAAAACCUCUGGAAUGUAAUCAAAAAAAUAAUGGAUGGAUGGAUGGAUGCUUGAAUUUUUGCACCAGGACUGGUAUAAGGUCACCCAAAAGCAGUGUGAAAGACUGUUGGGGAGCAUGAGAAGACAAAUGAAAGCUGUGAUUAAAAAUCAGGGUAAUUCCACCAAAUAUUGAUUUUUGUACAUAGUUUGUUGUGUCUAAAUGAAUAUGAAUUGAUUCCUUUGCAUUAUUUGAGGUCUGAAAGCACUGCAUCUUUUUCCUUAUUUUGACAAUUUCUCAUUUUCUGCAAAUAAAUGCGCUACAUGACAAUAUUUUUAUUUGGAGUUUGGUAUAAAUGUUGUCAGUAAUUUAUAGGAUAAAAAUGUUUACAUAUAACUUUUAAUAAGACAAUCAGAGAUAUAUGUGUGUGUUUGUGUGUGUGUGUGUGUGUGUGUGUACAUUUAUGUCUUUUCUGUUCUGUUCUGCACCCUCUCUGGCACCUGACUCCUCCCUAAACCCCUACUGAUUAUAUGUAAAAUGUAGAAAUAUCUACAAUGUUGUAAAUAAGAAAUGCAUAAUAAAGGUCUGAUUGUCCUCCA
Astyanax mexicanus (Mexican tetra) is the source of this 3041-nucleotide messenger RNA. Its product is annotated as interferon-inducible GTPase 5. The record is from RefSeq and is a predicted model, not a curated record. The transcript is spliced from 2 exons. Gene Ontology annotation, cellular component: membrane. Bases 569 to 1720 code for a protein of 383 amino acids. Lineage: Eukaryota; Metazoa; Chordata; Actinopteri; Characiformes; Acestrorhamphidae. Gene Ontology annotation, molecular function: GTP binding.